This is a messenger RNA of Belonocnema kinseyi, 564 nucleotides long. Its product is annotated as odorant receptor Or2-like. Gene Ontology annotation, biological process: detection of chemical stimulus involved in sensory perception of smell; sensory perception of smell. The transcript has 4 exons. Lineage: Eukaryota; Metazoa; Arthropoda; Insecta; Hymenoptera; Cynipidae. Gene Ontology annotation, molecular function: olfactory receptor activity; odorant binding. Gene Ontology annotation, cellular component: plasma membrane. The record is from RefSeq and is a predicted model, not a curated record. Bases 1 to 564 code for a protein of 187 amino acids.
AUGAUGCAGCAGAUUUCUGCCCAAAUGGAAAUUAUCAUGUAUCGUCUGCUGGAACUUCCAAAAUUAUCAAAAAUCAAUCAUUCCGAAAUUGAUGUUUAUCGACGAGAAUCAGAAAUGGUUAAAGAUUGCAUUACGCAUCAUAUUUAUAUGUUUACAAUUGAAGAAAAACUGAACAAUCUUUUUGGCUUCAUGGUCUUUGUACAAUUUUUUGGCACUACGUUAAAUUUGUGUGCAGUUGUUUACCAGUUAUCAAAAAAGAGUUUAAAUAAUGUAAAAUUCUGGUCAGAAACAGGCAUUUUAAUUUGUUAUAUUCUUCAAAUCUUUAUGUAUUGUUGGUCCGGAGAUGAAAUGAUGACAAAGAGUUUAGGUAUUGUAGAUGCCGUGUACAUAAUGGAUUGGACACUCCUGACUGAAGAAACAAAGAAAAAUUUAAUUCUGAUGAUGGUAAGAGCCAGUAGGCCCAUACAGCUAAAUGGUGCAACAAUGAUCACAAUGUCGAUUGCCACUUUUUUGAAGAUAUUAAAAGCAUCGUACUCUGCUUUCAAUUUGUUACGUUCUUUAUGA